Molecule: messenger RNA, 3903 nt
Organism: Diospyros lotus (date-plum)
Lineage: Eukaryota; Viridiplantae; Streptophyta; Magnoliopsida; Ericales; Ebenaceae
Exons: 22
Coding region: 96-3686 (1196 amino acids)
Source: RefSeq, a predicted model, not a curated record
CGGCUCUCUAGAAAGAGCUCUACAGAGCGCUCCCUCUCUCUCUCUCUCUCUCUCUCUCUCUCUCUCUCUCUGUGCAGAGCACCGCAACCCAAAAGAUGUUCACUGAGGGCCUAGACCAAAGCGCAAUCAGCUGGGUCAAGCAGGGCUCAGAGGUUGAGCAGCACAGCGCUCGAUCGCCGUUAACAGAGAAAUUCGAUCAUGAAUUCAUUGUACCCAGAUCGCCUUUGUCUUUCGCUACUGGAAAUUAUACUUCUUCCCACCUUUUGCCUCCCCUGAAGUUCCAUUCCAGUCUGCUCGGGAAGCAUAACACUGUGAAUCUGGAACUGGAUAGCAACGAUGAAGAUGACGGUGAUGAUGUUGAUGAGAGUGUGGCCUCGGCUCCCGAUGAGUGGGCCGGGAAUUUCUCUGAGGAAGAAGGUCCUGGAUGUAAUGACAUUGAGUCUCUGGAUGAGAAAGAAGUGUUUGAUCCAAUAUUGAACACAAUCUUCAACCAAAGUACAGUUUCCAGAUUGGAGGCCAGAGGAGGGUCUCCUUUAAACAAAGGUUUGUUGAUGGGGGACCUCCGGAUUGAUGUUCCUGAAAAUCACAGAAGAUUCACAGAUGGCGGGUUCGGUUUUAGUGGCGGUGCACGUCAGAGUACAGUGGCAGGUGGAAGCUGCCGGCUCCGAGAGAGAGUUCAGCUACACAAUUCAUAUGCCACUCCCACUGGCAUGAGGAAUGAUGGUGCUGACUUGGGAACUCCUAGUGCACCCCCAAUUAUCGAUACUGGAAUUGAAGGAAACUCUGAAGCUGAAACUGAACCAAGAGAAGAUUCUGGAGCUCUGACAGAUACAGAUAGAAGUAUUGACGGGAAGCGCACAUCUAAAGAAUCGACAGAUCAUUUUAAUGUUAAAAUAGAUGCCUCUUCCAAUUGGCAAGUAGACUCUCCAAAGGAUGAACGUGUUCAAAGGGAAAGCGAAGCAGUAGCUGGAGAAAUGGAAGCACCAGUCUCUUAUUGGCAAACCAACUCACUGGAUAAUUUUCCCUAUUAUAACACCAGUGGUCAAAAUGCAUGGCAAACUCUAAUUGCAUAUGAUGCAUGCAUUCGUCUUUGCCUAAAUGCCUGGGCAAGAGGCUGUACAGAGGCUCCUGAGUUCCUUCGUGAUGAGUGUCUGGUUCUCCGAAGUGCCUUUGGGCUACAUAAACUGUUAUUACAACCCCGAGGUGUCCGAUCAAUGGGAAUGAACGAUACAAAUAAAGAACAAGCAUUCCCUCUCAAAGUAAAGAAAAUAAUUGGAAAGAUUAGAGUGGAAGUGAGAAAGCUGCGCAUAAUACCAAGGCGGAAACUUAAGAGCACUUUCUCACAACGAAGUGCAAUCUAUAUGCAAGUGGGAGCACAUUAUGUCCGACAUGUUUCAUCACUUGUGAAAACCAGCAUGAAUUCUCUUAGAAUUGCUUCAUUUUCAGCGACUUCUGAAGAGCGACUGUCAUGCCUAUUUUACCUGAAGAGUUCUACAGAAGAUACUCAAGCUGAACCAGGUUCAGCCAUAUGUUUACGACCUGGAACUGGUGAUUACCAUGAAUUUUUCCCAGAGAACCAAGGUGAUGCACUUUUACUAGAAGUUCACGAUUCCAAGAAAGCUGUCCAAGGUCGAGUUACGAUUCCAGUUGCAUCCCUGACUGACAAUCCUAGUGAUAGAAUUAGGUGGUGGCCGAUUUACCACGAUGAUCAUGAAUGCGUUGGAAAAAUCCAGCUCUCCAUCAGUUGUACAAUUACAUGCGAUGAGACUGCCCAGGCCGUCAAGAGUGGACCUAUUGUGGAAACUCUGGCAUAUGAUCUGCUGCUGGAGGCUGCCAUGCGUGCCCAACACUUUCAUGCACGAAACUUAAGGAUAGAUGGACCGUGGAAAUGGCUACUGAACGAAUUUGCUGACUACUAUGGAGUUUCUGAUUCAUACACAAAGCUGAGAUAUCUCUCAUACGUCAUGAAUGUGGCAACUCCCACAAAAGAUUGCUUAGAGCUUCUGUAUGAGUUGCUUGUGCCUGUUAUAAAGGCCAGGACUGAGAAAAACUUAACCAGACAAGAGAAAAGUGUAUUGCUGGACUGUGAGACCAAAGUCGAGAGUCUCUUGGAAACUGUCUUUGAGAACUACAAGUCAUUAGAUGAAAAAUCACCUACAGGUUUGGCUAACAUAUUUGAUUCAAUACCAGAGGUUGCUGCACCAGCUUUAGUGCCUGCUGUGCAAGUAUACACUCUUCUUCAUGAUAUACUUGCUCAGGAUGCACAGGCAAUGUUGAGAAACUAUUUGCAGACAGCAGCAGCAAAGAGGUGCCGCAAGCACAUGGUGGAGACUGAUGAGUUUGUGUCAAGCAACUCAGAGGGUUUUAUUCUGGACUCCAUUACAAUCUCCACAGCAUAUCUAAAGAUGAAGAACCUUUGUGCAAACAUAGGCAACGAGAUUCAGGCAGAUAUUAAGAUCCACAAUCAGCAUAUACUCCCUAGUUCAAUUGACCUGUCAAGCAUCACAGCUGCAGUGUACAGCACCGAGUUGUGCAAGCGUCUUAGAGAUUUUCUUUCUGCAUGGCCUCCACCUGGUCCCCUGUCACACGUAAAUGAACUCUUGAUAGCAACUGCUGAUUUUGAAAGGAAUCUCGAGUCUUGGAACUGCAGUCCAAUGCAAGGUGGUGUAGACUCCAGAAAUUUGUACCAUAAUUAUAUUAUGGUUUGGGUACAGGAUAUGCAACUCAACUUGCUUGAGCUUUGCAAGGCAGAGAAGGUUCCAUGGUCUGGAGUGCUUACAAACCAUUGUACCUCACCAUUUGCUGAGGAAAUGUAUGAUAAACUCAAGGAAAUGCUUAUUGAGUACGAAGUUGUGAUGAAUCGAUGGCCUCAAUAUUCAUUGGUUCUGGAGACUGCCAUCGCAAAUGUGGAAAGAGCAAUCAUAAAAGCGUUGGAAAAGCAGUAUAGUGAUAUCUUGACUCCUCUGAAAGAUAGCAUUCCCAAAAGGCUUGGGAUGCAGGUUCAGAAAUUGACAGGAAGACAAUCAAAUGCUCUUUACUCUGUUCCAAGCCAAUUGGGAACUUUCUUGAACACCAUCAAGAGAAUUCUUGAUGUUCUACACUGCAAGGUUGAGGACAUCUUGAAGUCUUGGGCAUCCUAUCUACCUGUUGUUGGAGACAAGAAGUUGCAUUUUGGGGAGCAGAUGAAUGGCAUAACGGUAUUACUGAGAACCAAGUACAAAAACUAUAUGCAGGCAACAGUAGUCAAGCUGGUCCACAAUAUGCAAGCUAACCGCAACACACAGCUAAAGAGGAUUCUAGAAGAAACAAAGGAAGCUGAUGGAGAGGCUGAGGUCCGUGAAAGAAUGCAGGGUCUAAGUUUACAACUCAUCGACUCCAUAGCCAACCUGCACGAGGUCUUUACAAGCCGGAUAUUUGUUGCAACUUGUCGUGGAUUCUGGGACCGAAUGGGACAGAUCGUGUUGAAAUUUCUGGAGGGGAGGAAAGAGAAUCGAGUCUGGUACAGUGGCUCUUAUUAUGCUCUUGGGAUUCUGGAUGACACUUUUGCCUCACAAAUGCAGCGACUGCAAGGGAAUGCUCUCCAGGAGAAAGAUCUGGAGCCCCCUCGCUCAAUCAUCGAAGCUCGAUCCAUUCUCUGCAGAGAUACAACAAAUGCAACUGAUACAUCCACAUAUUUAUACUUCUAGAGAGCCCCUAUCUGUUGCAGUGGUAGUUAAUCUUGUGUUAAGUUGUGCUGAAUAAAACUUGAUGAGAAGAUAGCUCUGAUUCUGUGUUAUAAAAGUGUAUUAUUCAUUUGUAUGUAAUAAGAUGGUCAUUCAUUUAUUCAUUCUUCAAUCUCAAUCAAGGCUGUGAAAGGUUCCAACAAUUUGUGAAUGUAGCUAACUCAAUGACUUGCCAAGCUAG